Talaromyces rugulosus is the source of this 1596-nucleotide messenger RNA. RefSeq lists its product as uncharacterized. Gene Ontology annotation, cellular component: membrane. Gene Ontology annotation, molecular function: transmembrane transporter activity. Gene Ontology annotation, biological process: transmembrane transport. The transcript is spliced from 9 exons. Bases 1 to 1596 code for a protein of 531 amino acids. NCBI's taxonomy places the organism in Eukaryota, Fungi, Ascomycota, Eurotiomycetes, Eurotiales, Trichocomaceae. The record is from RefSeq and is a predicted model, not a curated record.
AUGGCAGGCAAAGAAAACGAGGCCAAGGUCGUGGGUAGUAGCACGGCUACUGAUAUUGUCUCCACCAGUGAGAGCGAUGGCAGCCACGAGCUACUCCAUUUUGCCAGACGCGGCCAGGCUCUCACAGAAGCCUCAUUGACUCAGGAAAGCAUUGAUGGCUACGAUCCGGAAUUGAUGAGUGGGAGGACACUGCUCACGGCAGAAGAGGAGAAGAAGCUGCUACGCAAGAUUGACUGGCGGUUGAUGACGCUUUGCUCACUCAUUUUUAUGUUCAAGAAUCUGGACAGCAACAAUGCAUCCAAUGCUCGAAUAAUGAAUGAGGGAACAAAUCAGAACAUAAUGACACAGCUCGGAAUCACAUCGGACGAGUACAACCUCGUGACUGUCCUUUACUAUGUCCCAUACAUUGUUUUAGAAGCACCCUCGAAUUUACUACUCAAGAGAUUUUCUCCUUCAAAAUGGCAGUCGAGAAUUAUGAUCAGCUGGGGUAUCGCUCUUAUGUGCAAUGCUGCCGUGAAGAAUAAAGGCGGUUUAUAUACAACGCGAUUCUUACUAGGCCUGGCCGAGGCUGGACAGUUUCCCGGUGUCAUUCUCCAGAUGACUUACUGGUAUCGCCCAGACGAAAUGUCUUUACGGCUGCUCUACUUUUAUAUCUGCGGAAACGUCUCGGGUAUCUUCAGUGGCCUUCUUGCUUAUGCAUUUGACACUGUAUCUGGCGCAGGAGGGCUUUCCGGAUGGCAAUGGUUAUUUCUCACGGAAGGCAUUGCAACUGUGAUUUUCGGUGCUGCCAUCUGGUUCCUGCUCCCAGACUUCCCCGAGACAGCGAAAUGGUUGACCGAGAGAGAGAAGAAGUUUAUCCAAGCGCGACUACCAUCCAAUGCUCCUCGUGCUAGCGAGCAAAACUUUAACCUCCGUGAAGUAGUUCAGUCCCUGAAAGACGUGAGGCUGUGGCUGUUCACGUUAAUUUGGGCUACUUUUACUGUUGGAACCAACGGCGUCACUUUUUACCAGUCAACCGUCAUUGCUGACCUCGGUUAUACGAGCAUUGCUCAAGCUCAAUUGCUCAAUCUCCCUAUCACGGCCUGCGGUCUCCUGUUCAUUGCCAUUACAGGUAUCAUGGCAGACCGCAGCCGGAUACCUCGGCCGCUAUAUCCACUCACUUUCCUAGUCAUCAUCAUGAUCUGUUACGGUCUUUUUGUUGCCUAUCCGAGCGUAGGUGGAGUAUAUGCCGUAACGCUGAUCGGAAAUGCCUUUACUGCAGGAUGGUACCCUGUCAUGUGGCCAUGGAGAGUACAAACCACCUCGCGAGCCACGGGCUCCGCCUUCUCUAUCGGCUUCGUCAAUAGCUACGGACAGAUCGGGGGUGCCAUCGGUCCACAAAUGUUCAAAAGCAAAUAUUCACCACGCUACAUCGUGCCCUUUUCCGUUGCUAUGGGCCUAGUAGGCCUGUGCAUGAUCUUGACGCUGGUGGCGUGGUGGGUGACUUGGGACACGGAGCGUGACACGAGACGACUAAAGCUUGCCAAACUCGCGGCGGAGAGGAGAGGAGAGACGAUCUUGGAAGAUGUUGUGGACAAUGAUUUGAAGAAAGCUUAA